AUGGCAAAGAUGAAGGCGUUUUCUCUGUCCCGGCAAGGCGCUCCAUUGCCUCAUACCACCUCGACGGGAACAAUACCUACGUCUCAUGAAGCCGGUGCGGGUGGCGCUUUGGCCGGCCGUAUGCCGGCCGCCACACGGCCGAACAACAAGAAUUGGGCCUCGUCGCCGUCGAUUCCCGCCGUCGGUGGCUCCCCCGCAUCUUCAAAAUCCGGCCCGAGCGGCGGACUGGCAGCUAAGCGUAUGAAACCAGGCCUCAAGCUGUCAGAUGUCACGGGCGGCGCUCCGCCACCGUCCAAUGGCACCGAUUCAAAGCCAACGGAACAGAACGAAUCUGGUAGUGGUGCUGGAGGAGGAGCAGGUGGAGGAGAGUCAGCCUUCAGCAAAUAUGCGGAAUUUAUCGACACCAAGACCGGUACCUUGAAUUUCAAGGACAAGGCAAUCUUGCAUGGAGGUGGCGUCGAAUUUUCUUCGGGCCACAGUUUCAAAAUCUCCCUGGAUGAAGUCGAUCGGUUAGAUGAACUGGGCAAGGGAAAUUAUGGCACCGUUUACAAAGUCCGACACAGUCGUCCGCAUAUCCGAAAACCUGGCCAGGGCUUGAGUGGAAUCGUCAGCCGGUCGCCUGGACAGGACGAUGGCUCGGACACAGUUCACCAGGAUAAUCUGUCUGGAGUGACAAUGGCUAUGAAGGAAAUCCGACUCGAGCUGGAUGAGAGCAAGUUCGCCCAAAUUCUUAUGGAACUGGAUAUUCUACAUCGUUGUGUCUCGCCCUUCAUCAUCGAUUUCUACGGUGCUUUCUUCCAAGAAGGUGCCGUCUACAUGUGUGUUGAGUUCAUGGACGGAGGUUCGAUCGACAAGCUGUACGAAGGUGGUGUUCCUGAAAGCAUCCUGCGAAAGGUGACGCUGUCCACUAUUAUGGGCUUGAAAGCUCUCAAGGAAGAGCACAAUAUAAUCCAUCGCGACGUCAAACCAACCAACGUUCUGGUCAACAGCAAGGGCCAGGUCAAGAUUUGCGAUUUCGGCGUGAGCGGAAACCUGGUUGCCAGUAUCGCGAAGACCAACAUUGGCUGCCAGAGCUACAUGGCACCGGAGCGAAUUGCCGGUGGUGGAAUGCAACAAUCUGGAGCGACCAGUGGAGGAACAUACAGCGUGCAGAGUGAUAUCUGGAGUCUGGGCCUGUCGAUUAUCGAAUGCGCCAUGGGCCGUUAUCCGUACCCACCUGAAACUUUCACUAACAUCUUCAGUCAGCUUCAUGCGAUUGUCCAUGGUGAACCUCCAGAUCUCCCAGAAUCCGGGUACUCUGAAGCAGCUCACGCAUUCGUGCGGGCCUGUCUCGACAAGAACCCCAAAAACCGACCUAACUACAAUAUGCUCCUUCGUCACGCAUGGCUUGUACCCCUCAUGCGUCCGCCGAGUGAGGCCGUUGAUGAAGUUGCCCCGAAACCAUCUGAGAACCCGGCACCUGGCGAACACCCGUCAUCUUCGAUGACCGAGGACAAGGAAGUUGCCGAUUGGGUUCUCAAGCAACUCCAGCGUCGCAAGGAUGGCCUCCUCCAUGACGUCGAGAAGCCAGCAUUGCAUGCCGUGGCCCUGGACAAAGUCGCCACCAGCCCCAUUCACGACGACCCUCAGCCCCCUACGACGAAAGACUGA
Messenger RNA from Penicillium argentinense, 1650 nucleotides. It is a transcript of the gene pbs2, whose product is annotated as mitogen-activated protein kinase kinase PBS2. The record is from RefSeq and is a predicted model, not a curated record. Lineage: Eukaryota; Fungi; Ascomycota; Eurotiomycetes; Eurotiales; Aspergillaceae. Gene Ontology annotation, molecular function: MAP kinase kinase activity; ATP binding. The transcript has 2 exons. The coding region runs from base 1 to 1650 and encodes 549 amino acids. Gene Ontology annotation, biological process: protein phosphorylation; MAPK cascade; cellular hyperosmotic response.